AUAAAUUAAUAAAAAUAUACUUUACUUUGCAUCAGACUGUGUUAGAGUUCGAACCAUUAUAAAAACAUUACAACACAAGAAUGAAAAUUUAUAUAAUUUUAGCAUUAGUUGCAUUUACAUCAGCAACAGAAUGGAAACGAAAAACAAUGGAAGAAUGGAGACAAAUUCACAUUACAUGCGAUGAACGUUUCAAUGUAUCUCAACACAUUAUUGAGAAGUCCAAAGAUGAGAAAUAUCCACCCAAAGAGAUGUUCGAAAUAGUUCUUUGUAUCUUGCGUGAUGUAGAAGUUUGGAAUGAUACUGAUGGAUUUUCAGUCGAUAGACUGAUGAUUGCCACUAAUAAAGUUACAACAAAAUACAAUAUCAAUAAACAAAUCUUUCGUGAUUACAUUGAGAGCUGUGCUGAUAAAAAUAUUGAAGGAAGUAAUCCAUUAGAUUGGGCAUAUCGUUGUUUUAAGUGUUUCAAGGAUAAUGAGAAAUUAUUUAAAGUUUUAAAAAAAGCUAAAUUUUAUGAAGAUCAAGAUGAAAAUGUGUAGAUUUGUAGAUGUGAAAAAGAGAAUAGAGUAAAUAAAUAAAUUUUGAAGCACAAUAAUGUCCUUUUACUUGAA
This is a messenger RNA of Episyrphus balteatus (marmalade hoverfly), 608 nucleotides long. Its product is annotated as general odorant-binding protein 99a-like. NCBI's taxonomy places the organism in Eukaryota, Metazoa, Arthropoda, Insecta, Diptera, Syrphidae. Gene Ontology annotation, biological process: sensory perception of smell. The transcript has 2 exons. The record is from RefSeq and is a predicted model, not a curated record. Bases 81 to 536 code for a protein of 151 amino acids. Gene Ontology annotation, molecular function: odorant binding.